This is a messenger RNA of Penicillium soppii, 4590 nucleotides long. RefSeq names its product U4/U6-U5 snRNP complex subunit PRP8 (gene prp8). Gene Ontology annotation, biological process: mRNA splicing, via spliceosome; spliceosomal tri-snRNP complex assembly. Bases 1 to 4590 code for a protein of 1529 amino acids. The record is from RefSeq and is a predicted model, not a curated record. Gene Ontology annotation, molecular function: pre-mRNA intronic binding; U1 snRNA binding; U5 snRNA binding. Gene Ontology annotation, cellular component: catalytic step 2 spliceosome; U5 snRNP. The transcript has a single exon. NCBI's taxonomy places the organism in Eukaryota, Fungi, Ascomycota, Eurotiomycetes, Eurotiales, Aspergillaceae.
AUGGCUUCAUUACCUCCUCCCCCUCCACCUGGAUGGGGUGCAGCUCCUUCAAUGCCGCUGGCGCCGCCCCCACCAGGCUACCAACCACCCGCCGACCCGAACGUCGCAAAAUUUGCACAGAAGAAGAAUGAAUGGCUGCGCACGCAACGCAAUCGAUUCGGCGAGAAGCGCAAAGGGGGAUUUGUCGAAACACAAAAGGCGGACAUGCCCCCAGAGCAUUUGCGAAAAAUUGUACGAGAUAUUGGCGAUGUCUCGCAGAAGAAAUUCACGAAUGAGAAGCGUAGCUACCUCGGCGCGCUCAAGUUUAUGCCCCAUGCCGUCCUCAAGCUCCUGGAAAACAUGCCAAUGCCCUGGGAGUCAGCAAGGGAAGUUAAGGUGCUGUAUCACGUUAACGGUUGCUUGACCUUGGUUAAUGAGACACCCCGUGUCAUCGAGCCUGUCUUCCAUGCCCAGUGGGCAACAAUGUGGAUGUGCAUGCGUCGCGAGAAGAGUGACCGCAGACAUUUUAAGCGUAUGCGCUUCCCUCCAUUCGACGACGAAGAACCACCUCUUUCCUGGUCGGAGAACAUCGAAGACGUUGAGCCAUUGGAGCCCAUUCAGAUGGAACUGGACGAGGCGGAAGAUGCAGCUGUAUACGAAUGGUUCUACGACCAUCGCCCCCUCCUUGAUACCCCACACGUCAACGGCCCAAGUUACAAGAACUGGAACUUGUCUCUUCCUCAGAUGGCUACUCUCCAUCGUCUCAGCCAUCAAAUUCUGAGCGAUGUUGUCGACCAAAACUACUACCACAUGUUCGACCUGAACAGCUUCUUCACCGCCAAAGCUUUGAACGUCGCCAUCCCCGGUGGUCCUCGUUUCGAGCCUUUGUACAAGGACAUCGACCCUAACGACGAAGAUUUCAGCGAGUUCAACGCCAUUGAUCGUAUCAUUUUCCGUGCUCCCAUCCGAACCGAAUAUCGGGUUACCUUCCCAUUCUUGUACAACACUCUCCCCCGCAGUGUCAAGGUCGCUUGGUACUCUCAUCCCCAGGUGGUCUAUGUCCGUACUGAGGAUCCCAACUUGCCCGCCUUUUACUUCGACCCCGUCAUCAAUCCCAUCUCGUCCCGCUCCGUCGCCCCGAAAAACAUUACAGUCAGCCAUGAAGAUGAAAUAUUCGGGCCUGGCAGCAACGAAGAUGACGAAUUCGAGCUUCCUGGUGAAGUUGAGCCUUUCUUUGAGGACGAAGAACUCUACACAUCCGACACGGCUUCCGCGAUAGCCCUGUGGUGGGCUCCUCACCCCUUCGAUAAAAGAUCUGGCAAGAUGGUUCGUGCACAGGAUGUUCCGUUGGUCAAGCAAUGGUACUUGGAGCACUGCCCGCAAGGCCAGCCGGUCAAGGUCCGAGUCUCAUACCAGAAAUUGCUCAAGACGUAUGUUCUCAACGAGUUGCACAAGAGCACACCCAAGGCUCAGAGCAAACAGAAUCUCAUGAAGACUCUCAAAACGACCAAGUUCUUCCAGCAAACUACCAUCGACUGGGUUGAGGCUGGUUUGCAAGUUUGUCGCCAGGGCUUCAACAUGCUCAACCUGCUGAUUCACCGCAAGAACUUGACUUAUCUCCACCUUGACUACAACUUCAACCUGAAGCCCGUCAAGACAUUGACCACCAAGGAGCGAAAGAAAUCUCGCUUCGGAAAUGCUUUCCACUUGAUGCGAGAAAUCCUUCGCUUGACCAAGCUCAUUGUGGAUGCCCAAGUUCAAUACCGUUUGGGCAACAUUGAUGCCUUCCAACUAGCGGAUGGUAUCCUGUACGCGUUCAACCACGUGGGUCAGCUUACUGGUAUGUACCGUUACAAGUACAAGCUUAUGCACCAGAUCCGUUCCUGCAAGGACCUGAAGCAUUUGAUAUACUAUCGAUUUAACUCUGGUCCUGUUGGUAAAGGACCUGGUUGUGGUUUCUGGGCCCCGGCUUGGCGUGUGUGGCUCUUCUUUAUGCGUGGUAUUAUUCCCCUGCUUGAACGUUGGCUUGGAAACUUGCUUUCUCGUCAAUUUGAGGGUCGUCACAGCAAGGGUGUGGCCAAGACUGUUACCAAGCAACGUGUGGAGUCCCACUUCGAUCUUGAGUUGCGUGCCUCCGUCAUGUCUGACUUGAUGGACAUGAUGCCCGAGGGUAUCAAGCAGAACAAGGUCAACGUUGUUUUACAGCACUUGUCAGAGGCCUGGAGAUGCUGGAAGAGUAACAUCCCCUGGAAGGUUCCCGGCCUGCCCGCCCCUAUCGAAAAUAUCAUCCUUCGCUACGUCAAGAGCAAGGCCGAUUGGUGGAUCUCUGUCGCACACUACAACCGAGAGAGAAUCCGUCGCGGCGCUACUGUUGACAAGACCGUCGCAAAGAAGAACUUGGGUCGACUCACCCGUCUCUGGCUCAAGUCUGAGCAAGAGCGCCAGCACAACUAUCUGAAGGAUGGCCCCUAUGUUUCUUCAGAGGAGGCUGUUGCGAUCUACACCACCAUGGUCCAUUGGCUCGAGUCUCGCAAGUUCUCUCCAAUCCCCUUCCCCAGUGUUUCCUACAAGCACGAUACCAAGAUUCUGAUUCUUGCGCUCGAGCGGUUGCGCGAAUCCUAUUCCGUCAAAGGAAGACUGAACCAGAGUCAACGUGAGGAAUUGGCUCUCAUUGAACAGGCUUACGAUUCCCCUGGUACAACACUCGCACGAAUCAAGCGAUUCCUCCUCACACAGAGAGCCUUCAAGGAAGUCAAGAUUGACAUGAAUGAUAACUACAAUAAUAUCAACCCUGUUUACGAUAUCGAGCCCAUUGAGAAGAUCACCGAUGCUUACCUGGAUCAGUACCUCUGGUACCAAGCCGAGCAGCGCCAUCUCUUCCCCGCUUGGAUCAAGCCCUCCGACUCCGAAGUUCCUCCUCUCCUUACUUACAAGUGGACCCAGGGUAUCAACAACCUGUCCAACGUGUGGGAGACUGCCGAGGGCGAAACUAACGUGAUGAUCGAGACUGAAUUGUCUAAGGUCUAUGAGAAGAUUGAUCUCACACUUCUCAACCGACUGCUUCGUUUGAUUAUGGACCACAACUUGGCUGACUACAUCACUUCGAAGAACAAUGUUCAGCUCAGCUACAAGGAUAUGAAUCACACCAACAGCUAUGGUCUGAUUCGUGGUCUCCAAUUCUCUGGCUUCGUCUUCCAGUACUACGGCUUGAUGAUCGAUCUCCUGCUCCUUGGCCUGCAGAGAGCCAGUGAAAUGGCCGGUCCUCCCGGAAGUCCCAACGAUUUCUUGCAGUUCAGAGAUCGUGCUACAGAGACAAGACACCCCAUUCGUCUCUACACUCGUUACGUCGACAAGAUCUGGGUCUUCUUCCGAUUCCAGGCGGACGACUCGCGUGACUUGAUUCAGCGUUUUUUGACUGAGAAUCCUGACCCCAACUUCGAGAAUGUGAUUGGUUACAAGAACAAGAAGUGCUGGCCUCGCGAUUGUCGCAUGCGCUUGAUGCGUCACGAUGUUAAUCUUGGCCGUGCCGUCUUCUGGGAUAUGAAGAACCGUCUGCCAAGAUCAAUCACCACCAUCGAUUGGGACGAUACUUUCGCCAGCGUUUACAGCAAAGACAACCCGAACCUUUUGUUCUCAAUGAACGGUUUCGAAGUCCGAAUUCUUCCAAAGAUCCGGAAUAUGAACGAGGAAUUUUCAGUCAAGGAUAGUGUCUGGUCUUUGGUAGACAACUCUACCAAGGAACGUACGGCACAUGCGUUCCUCCAGGUCACCCAAGAGGAUGUUCAAAAGUUCAACAACCGUAUCCGACAAAUUCUCAUGUCUUCCGGUUCGACGACUUUCACCAAGAUUGCUAACAAGUGGAACACUGCUCUGAUUGCUCUCUUUACCUACUACCGUGAAGCUGCUGUCUCUACUGUUAACCUCCUCGACACUAUUGUCAAAUGUGAGACAAAGAUCCAGACUCGUGUCAAGAUCGGUCUUAACUCCAAAAUGCCUUCUCGUUUUCCCCCAGCGGUCUUCUAUACCCCCAAGGAACUUGGAGGUCUUGGUAUGAUCUCAGGAUCUCACAUCCUCAUCCCUACUAGCGACAAGCGCUGGUCCAAACAGACAGACACCGGCAUCACUCACUUCCGUGCUGGUAUGUCUCAUGACGAAGAGACCUUGAUUCCGAAUAUCUUCCGAUACAUCAUUCCCUGGGAAGCCGAGUUCAUUGACUCUCAACGUGUGUGGAUGGAAUAUUCGCAAAAGCGCAUGGAGGCCCAGCAACAGAACCGCCGCUUGACGCUGGAGGAUCUGGAGGACAGCUGGGACCGUGGUCUUCCUCGUAUCAACACACUGUUCCAGAAGGACCGAAGCACACUGAGCUUCGACAAGGGCUUCCGACUUCGCGCUGAGUUCAAGCAGUACCAGCUGAUGAAGAGCAAUCCAUUCUGGUGGACUAGUCAACGACACGACGGCAAACUUUGGAAUCUCAACGCCUACCGUACUGACGUCAUCCAGGCACUGGGUGGUGUAGAAACGAUUCUUGAGCACACCUUGUUCAAAGCAACAGCUUUCCCGUCUUGGGAGGGUCUGUUUUGGGAAAGAGCGAGUGGUUUUGAAGAGAGUUAG